Molecule: messenger RNA, 1201 nt
Organism: Hippocampus comes (tiger tail seahorse)
Lineage: Eukaryota; Metazoa; Chordata; Actinopteri; Syngnathiformes; Syngnathidae
Gene: nbl1
Product: NBL1, DAN family BMP antagonist
Exons: 4
Coding region: 325-888 (187 amino acids)
Biological process (GO): animal organ morphogenesis
Molecular function (GO): receptor ligand activity; BMP binding
Source: RefSeq, a predicted model, not a curated record
CUCCGGCUGAAGGAGGAGGAAAGAGAGAAAGAAGGGGAGGAAGGGGAGGGACGCUCCGGGCUGAUGGAGCCUGACAUGAGAUAGUAGCGCACGGCCCAUCUUCUCAGCCUCCUUCCUUCCUCGGACCCCGGACACGCAGCUGGCGCUCUCGCUGUUGCUGGAUGAUGUGACCGCUGAAAUGACAAAGCAGACUCGGAUGUACCACCAUAGAGCAAGACACGCUCCUCAUUUGCUUUAAACAACAACCAAAACAUAUUGUUGUUGUUGUUUUGUUUUGGUUUUUAUUCCUGGGAGUCGGCGUUGACGUGCAGCAACGGUGCAGUCAUGUGGCAGACCAUUCCCAUUUGCUGCGCCCUGUUUGCAUUGUAUGCCGCGGCACCGCCCGCACACAUCAACCGCCUGGCGCUGUUCCCUGACAAGAGCGCCUGGUGCGAAGCCAAGAACAUCACGCAGAUAGUCGGGCACACUGGAUGUCAGCCUCGCUCAAUUCAAAACAGAGCUUGCCUGGGCCAGUGUUUCAGCUACAGCGUUCCCAACACGUUCCCACAGUCAACGGAGUCUCUGGUGCACUGUGACUCCUGCAUGCCUGCCCAGACUCAGUGGGAAGUGGUGACUCUUGAGUGCCCAGGGAAUGAAGACACUCCUCGCGUGGACAAGCUAGUGGAGAGGAUCUUCCACUGCAGCUGCCAGUCCUGCGGCAAGGAAGGCGCCCAGGAAGGCGCCAUGAUGCAGCUGUAUCCGGCAGACAACAGCCUAGACCCCCCAUCGUUACUUGACACCAUGAGCGAGACUCACUCUCACCCGCCGGCCCAUUCGGACGCACACUCGAAGCCCGGCCACGCACACGCAAGCCAUCACCCUCUUCCACGCACGUCAGAUGUAGGGUAGCUUUGACCCAUCCUGCCGCUGUACUCCCCCCUCCCCGCCCCCCCACUUUGCAUUCUUGUUCAUGGGUAGUGUUGCAGAAGCACUUUGAAACUAUGGAUUCACUUUGUGUUAAAAGCUGCAAAUGCAUUGAUAUAUUUCUUGUAUCCAUUGUUCAUAGAUUGUCAUUAAACAGAAGAGAUUAUAGUUGCACUUCUUUUGUUUGCUGAUAAAAGAUGUUUGCAUUUGUUUAUCCAGACACAACCAUAAUCGGUUCAUGAACUGUGGUAUCUACCCUUUACCUGUAUCGGAUUCAAUAAAUUCUAUUGUUGCAAUA